GGCCUGAUAAUAGAAGGUAAGAGUAAUUUGGGUUUAUUAAUUUCCGUGUAACUACAUUAUGCACGAUUUCCCAAGGAGGUAGGUACUUUAUGACGUCAUUCGCACAGGUGCCAGGCGGGGAUGUACACGGAUGCUACUGAUAGCCAAGGACCCCCGAUGUAGGUUAAAAUAAAGUAGGUUAUUGCACUACCGGGUUAUUUUUAGUCGGCCAGUCGAAGUUAAACUGUCGAACUGUGUACACGUCUACAUGAACUUACAGAAUAGGAAGCAAAAUGUUGGUCACAUGUAACAGAGUGGUCUAUUGCAGAAUUCUAGUGAGUUGCAAGCGAGGCUCAUGGCUGUAACGAUGGAGCUUGAGGAGAGCGCGUCAGACUCGAAGUUACAUCGAGAUAGCACGGGGAAGAGGGAGCUGCGGCCGUCGAGUGCUGUCUCGUUCUCCAAAUCCGAACAUGGCCCAGAAUCUUCUUCAUCGAGCGAACAAUUAAAGCAAUACAAAAGUUGGGUGAGCAGCGAACGAUGGAAUGAGCUGAAAAAGAUCGCUGAUAGCGCCAUGAGGGAUCAUAAAGUGUUUAUGAUAAAAGGAGGAGGAUUUCCAGCGGUGCGCCGAGCACUCCUCGAGAGAGGGUGGAUUGAGAAAUAUGAGUCCCAUAAGGUCCGCCAUCCUCCAACGAACGUGGAUCCCAAAAAAUUGCAUGGCAAAGAACUCUCCAAAGUUGAAAGAAUGAUUUUAUAUAAAUUCAUGGAACACCAUUCUGUGGACUUUCUCUGGACUACCAAGAGAGACAAGUAUGAUUGGUUGCUUAGUAACAAGGAUGUCAUAAUAAGCAGGUUUUGCAGAUCGAUUUUCACAACAAAAGAAGGCCUAACUACAUCUUUGACACAAAUGCACUGGCACACCGAACCGGGAGUGGCGUUAACUAAGUUCCCACGCUGUUACAACAUCCACAACUCCGACAGCCUCGAGGAAUUUAUCGACGAUUUUAGAAUAACAGCCUGCAUCAGUGUCCUUAAAUGGCUAUCAAAUGCAUUACAAGCGAGCAACGAGCAAGAUCUAGUUACGGCUAACGGAAAAGUUCCAUUCACUGCAAUAGAAUUUGCCAUCAGUAGAUUGAACGAGUAUAUCGUGUUCCUCACUCAUAAGGACAUCGAUGAUACAGAAGACCAAGCGCAUGUCUGGGAACAUGAAUGGGAUCAGUUCUUGACGCACCACUAUCUCUUGGUCCACGAGAAAGCCAAGUUUAUGGAAGACAAAAGUUUCAACAUUCGGCAAUUGGAAAGGAAGGGUUUGAAGAUUUUAGCUACAAUGACGAAGUACUGGCCUCAAAUAGACAUCGAUGGCGUACUAAACAUAUGGAUCGUGAAGCCUGGAAACAAGUGCCGCGGCCGGGGCAUUCAGCUCAUGAAUAACAUCAAAGACAUAAUAGGCCUUAUAAACAUACCCGCUCAGAAAACUAGAUACGUCGUACAGAAAUAUAUUGAAAAUCCUCUCGUGAUCUACAACACUAAAUUCGAUAUACGCCAGUGGUUUCUUAUUACGAAUUGUCAGCCAUUAACCAUUUGGGUGUACAAGGACAGUUACCUAAGAUUUAGCUCACAAAUAUUCAGUUUGUCGAACUACCACGAGUCCGUACAUCUCACGAACAAUGCCGUGCAGACGAAAUAUAAGAACGUGAGUGAGCGCGACAAAGCUUUACCAGAUGAGAACAUGUGGGACUGUCAUACUUUUAAAGCCUAUCUCAGACAGAUAGGAAAAUAUGAACUCUGGGAGGAGAAAAUAUAUCCUGGGAUUAAACAAUGCUUGAUUGGCGCCAUGUUAGCAUCCCAGGAGAGCAUGGAUAAAAGACAAAAUAGCUUCGAACUAUAUGGAGCUGAUUUUAUGCUGACUGAAGAUUUCACACCAUGGCUUAUUGAGAUCAACUCUAGUCCAGAUCUAGCGCCCACUACAUCAGUUACUGCUCGAUUAUGUCCUCAAUGUCUAGAGGACGUUAUAAAAGUUGUUCUGGACCGGCGCUACAAUCUGGAAGCAGACACUGGAACUUUUGAAUUAGCUUACAAACAAACCAUACCAAAGGCUCCGGCGUAUCUGGGUUUAUCCUUGUGUAUUAACGGCAAGCGGGUUGUAAGGAAGUUGAAAGAGCGUAAACAUGAGCCAAAAAUUAUAGUUAAUCCAUCACCACUCCGCGUACCCUCUGGAGACGCUAUCAUCGCAGAUCAAGACCAGCCGGUCCCAGCUGAGUACAGCGGUCCAAUCAUAACAGACUUCCUCACUUGGUUGAACCCGUACGACGCUUUACCGACAAAUAGAGACGGAAUUGUAUUAGGGCCCAAAGAAUCCCUCACGGUACGCCAGGCUAUUACUGUUGUCAAAUCCAGCAUCUCGCUAAAGAGCGGACCGAAAAAGCGUAAAUCGUCACUUUCUUUUAGGACCCAUCGAGGAAGACGAGAAAGAAAUACGGACUGUAAACGACGAAUCGUGCCUCAUUCGUGCUGUCGACCAGAUGAAGGUCAAUUCGCUAAUCAGACUGGUAAAUACCGGACUGAAUCAGCGAGCAAAGCCGAGAAGACCAAGGUUGACAGGUCGGUCGGUAAUAAACGCUGUUAUAUAGAUCCUAUUGAGUGGGAACGGGAAACUGCUAGUAUUCUCCGGUCCACAAUAUCAGUACAGAAUAAAGUAGUUAGCAGACCCGAACCUACCGGACCAGCGCGCACCGCUAAAUCCAGCCAAGUAGUUAGUUCAAAUCGAAAAUCGCUAGAUCCUAUUAACCGUCGAAAAAGCCUGGAUGAUUCCAAUCCAAUUAAAAAUCUUAGCGCGAUAGGCACAAGUAUCUGUAAAUUACAGGGUGAUGACAGGAACAAAAACAAAUCUAUAUCAUUCUCAAAGAGUUGCACCUCGAUAUAUGCACCUUACAGGGUAGUUGCUUCGCCCCUAAAUGACGAAUCUUCUAACUCUUUCUUGAAAAGAAAGAAAUAGUUUAUUAAAAUGUGUUCAAAUAUGAAUUCAUAAUAUUCACGUUCGAAAUUGUUCAAAGUUUGAUAUUUGCUAAUUGAUUAUGUAGUUUAUAAAAGACUUAUAAGACUCUGGAAUGUUAUGUCGAAUUUUCACAUUUGAAAUUGUUAUGAUAAUAUUAUUUUUCCCUAUCGACUGUUGGCAUGUUCAAAUUCUAUAAAUAUAAAAUAAAA
Helicoverpa zea (corn earworm) is the source of this 3180-nucleotide messenger RNA. RefSeq names its product tubulin glycylase 3A-like. Gene Ontology annotation, cellular component: cilium. The record is from RefSeq and is a predicted model, not a curated record. The transcript is spliced from 9 exons. Gene Ontology annotation, biological process: protein polyglycylation; cilium assembly; cilium movement. Bases 335 to 2971 code for a protein of 878 amino acids. Gene Ontology annotation, molecular function: protein-glycine ligase activity, initiating. NCBI's taxonomy places the organism in Eukaryota, Metazoa, Arthropoda, Insecta, Lepidoptera, Noctuidae.